AUGACCAUGAGCGGCUCGUCGCCCUUCCUCACCAAAACACGCGAUGCUCCCGCGCCCGCAGACUUCAGUGUGCCGUCAAGUCCGCUGAAGCAGGCGUGGACGGACAGAGAUACGGAUGCGCGCAGCCUCAGUACCUACGGCGCGGACGAGAACGCGAACGAGAUCCAGAACCAAAAUUACUUCCCUCACGACCAUCACGAUAUCAAUGAUCAUGACGACGACGAAGACCAAGACCAAGACCAAGACCAAGACCAAGACCAAGACCAAGACCCCACCAGCUCACCCUUUUGUUACGAUGCCCGCGAGGAAACCGUCGAUUUCCAGAAGAUGCGGGAAUACCAACAGCAAAAGCAACAUCAACGGUCCUCGGCCAGUGCUGGUACACUUCACCAGUUCGCAAUCGAAGAACAAGAUGAACCGCUAAGCUCUCCAUUCCGUCCCAACGCCCGCGACGAGUACGAAGACGAGCAUGAGCAUGAACAUGAGCACGAGUAUGAGAAUGAAAAUGAAAACGAGCCGAUUGACUUCCAGAGGCUGCGCGAUGUUCAGCCAAUGUCGCCAGGCCUGGACAAGCGGCUUGCGCUCGAGGACCCGGCUAGCUCGCCGUUCCGCGCGGACGCCCGAGACGCAACGGUGGAUUUCGAGAGAUUGCGCGAGAUGCAACGCUCUGUGACGCCUACGUUCGAGACUAUGCCUGAGAGCUCGCCCUUCCGCCCUGAGGCUAAGGCGGAGACAAUUGGUUUUGAGAAUCUGCACGAGAUGCGGCGCGAGUCAGUUGCGGAAAGAGACUCGGUUAGAAAGAUGACGCAGGCUGCUGCUCUUGUUGAAAUGGACAAUUCGCUGUUCCGUGGGGAUGCUAAGGAUGAUACGAUCAGUUCUCAGGUUUCGCGUGGAAUCCAGCGGCGGUCGUUUGGGAAGCCCGGACAGUCUCCCGUUAGAGCGCGUAACUCGCCGUUCCGUUAUGAGAAGGAUGAUACGAUCAGUUCUCCGACGUCGCGUGGAACCCAGCGGGAGCCGUAUAAAAAUUCCGUGCAAUCCGCGCACAGCUCGUUAUCCCAUCAAAGUGAGAAGGACAGCAUGAUCAGCUCUCAGAAGCUGCGCUCGGUACCUCGGACAUCUCUCGGCCUUGAUGACCCCCGUUCAACCGCGACUCCUAGGAAGCGUUCGUUUGAUCAGACACCACAAGAUCACGAUGUAGAUGCGCAAAGCAAUGAGCGAUGCAAGAAGGGCAUGAUGAGCCGGGCUGGGGGACCGGAGAUCCAUGCCGAUCUCGACGAAGAGUCCAGUGUCAUUCACAACCAAAGCUUCGGAUCGGCUGCGAGUGCCACACACGACCGAUCCGCGAUUGCCAACAGCAUGAUGGAAGACAGGCACAACGAGGGCAUGAGCACCGUUCUCCAUGACGAGGAGGAUGCCGGCAAAGAGAACCUACGCCACGAGCGUGCCGAUGAACAUUCCAUGUUGGGCGAAGACUACCACGACCCCAUGGAUGACACGGGCCUAAGCAAUUUCUCCAUCCUGCCGGACAUGACCUCCUUCGCGCAACUGCGCGCUGAGUCGCCGCUGAAAUCGAUGUGCGGCAGUGUUGGGCCCCGCCCGACCCCUCCAGCUGAUAUGUACCGACGCAGUGUUGCCCCAUCGACCCCCGGCACCGCGCGCAGGUCAUACAGAGAUAACCCGUUGCUGGAUCUAGGCUCGCCGAUUGGGUCGCCUACGCCCAGGCGCAGGGCAUCCCGGGGCGUUGGUCAGCCCGGCGAGACGCCGAACCUCCUUGAUUUCACCGAUCAGAUGAGCUUCUUCGCGCGCCAGUCGAUGCAAAGCGCUCGCUACUCUUCAUCACGGCGGUCUCCCAUGCGGGCCAUGCGACAAUCCAUUCGGUCCCCGUCGAAGAUGUCGUCUCUGUUAGAUUUCGAUAUCCCUCCCGCCCCGACUCCUCGGUCCCUUCCUUCCAUCACGCCGCGAGAACUGGAAUCGCUAAAGUCAGGCUUCAUGUCAGAAAUUUCCUCACUCAAGGCUACCCUCAGCGGCAAGGAAGCAGAGGUUGCGAGUUUGAAGAAGGCUGUUGCUGAUGCAGAGCGACGGGUGGGAGAAGCCUUGGAGGAAGUACGCAACGAGGCUGCCCGCAAGGAUGAGCUUGAGAUGGAGCAGGCUGAAUGGGACCGCCGGGGCAAAGAAAUGGAAACCGUUCUGCGCUCCGUUCGGGAUGAGUUGGAAGAUGGUGAGCGUGAGCGCGAGCGUCUCUCGCAAAAGGUUGAGGAGGCCGAGAAAGCCAAGGAGCAGCUGGAAGGCCGAAUCGUGGAGCUGGAGACUCAGCUCUCUUCCGCUCGCUCGUCGGCGUCGUCCGAAUCUAGCUCCGUCCCUGGAUCGCGCCAGCCUUCCUCCCAAUCCGCCGCGGACACCGCGCGCGAAGUGCAGGACGCCGUCGAAAGGGUCGCCCGCGAGCUGCAUACCCUGUACAAGAGCAAGCACGAGACCAAGGUCGCCGCCCUGAAGAAAAGCUACGAGUCCCGCUGGGAGAAGCGCCUGCGCGAGGCGGAGAAGAGACUCGCAGCCGCAACCCAAGACAAUGAGCGGCUCCGAGUCGAGCGCGACGCCGCGCAGUCGGAUUCUAUGGCCGCCGUCAACGCUAGCAUGAUCGCGCGCGAAAACGACGAGCACGAGGCUGAGAAGCGUGUCUUUGAAGCCCAGAUCCAAGGCCUGCAGCACGAAAUGGCUGCCCUGAAGGAAAAUAGUGAGCGCCUCCGCUCUGAGCUUAAGUCCGAGCGCGCGGAGAAGGGUGAGCUCGUCGCGGCCGUGGACGAGUGGCUCGCCAUGCAGCAAGGCCAGCCUGCCCAGCCGCAGCCGCAACAGCAGGAACGCAAAUCUUCGGUUUUCUCGGCCAACAAUCCUGAUGAGGAGUAUCAGUCUGCUGGUGAACCCGUGAAGACCUUCAACCGCAGUAUCGGGCGCUCGGGCUCGGGCUCGGGCUCGAGUGGGAUCCGCGCCCCUGCGACGGCGGAGAAACGCAUUCCCCGUUUCGGUGCUCCCGGUGGCCACUCGCAGGGAAAUAGUGGUGGAAAGUCGGGCAUUGCGGUGUCUACGCCUGGUCGUGGUGGCAUCAUGAGCUCGAUUGAGCGGAUGGGUCGUGGUGGUGCUGCUUAG
This is a messenger RNA of Penicillium canariense, 3141 nucleotides long. RefSeq lists its product as uncharacterized. The coding region runs from base 1 to 3141 and encodes 1046 amino acids. The transcript has a single exon. NCBI's taxonomy places the organism in Eukaryota, Fungi, Ascomycota, Eurotiomycetes, Eurotiales, Aspergillaceae. Gene Ontology annotation, cellular component: cytoplasm. Gene Ontology annotation, biological process: mitotic spindle organization; cell population proliferation. The record is from RefSeq and is a predicted model, not a curated record.